AUGUUCAACUUUAUGAAAAAGACUGCUGUGUUGACGGGCGGUGACGUUGGCGGUGGGGAAGAGCGGGAUGGAGAAAAAGAGAGGCGGAAACGUGAGAAGAAAGAAAGGAAAGAACGAGAGAAAAGGGAGAGGAUAGCCGCCGGGCUAGAGGAGCCGCUUAGGCUAGAGGAGGUUCGACGAUCUCUGAAAUUGCGGGGCCGUCGCAAAGAAAAAGAGAAACUACCCUCAGGCAUAACAGCUGACUACACAGCAUCGUUGUUCGCUCAUCUUGAACAAGACUCUAAUUAUUCCUCUUAUCCACUCAUACCUACCUCAGGAUCUUUCUCUAAUCUUAGCGAUGAGAACAACCAUCUUUCGCCUGGAUACCCUGCAACCCACACCUGGAAUAAGAAAGAAGGAGUUCUUCAGUCAGACAGCUCCGAAACAUCUCUUAAUUCAUUGAACAACCCAAAUAACGCUAAUACCAGUCCUAGACAACCACCAAAUCUACCUCCUAUACCACCUCGUCCUCCAAAACGUGGAAUACUGAAAGGUCCACGUCUAAGCAAUACUAGUUCAAAUUCCGUAGAGAACAAUGUUCAAAGUACUGAUACUGUUGAUAACAUUAACGGUCAGGAUACUAAUUUAUUGGCCCGAAAUACUCAAAAAAACGAGCUCAUUUCAUACGGUAUUCCGCCUUCUAAAAGUACUUCUUCCAGUGAUGAUAUGCAACAUGUUCAGAAUUUUACCAAAAAAGUUAUUCAUAGUCCUGUGGAAAAUCAAUACAAAAAUUAUAAAAAUGGCUCUAACAACCCAUCGAUCACUACUCAGGAUCUUGACGAGGCACCAAAGACUAACGGAAACAGCUAUCUUGGCGUGACAUCUACAUCUCCAAGUGCUGAUUCCUUAACUGAUACGACAACUAAUUCUUCUUUCGCUACUCCACCAUUUUCUACCUCACCCGUUGGCGAGUCCCAAGGAUUUCAUAGAUGGUCUCGAACUAGCAACUUCGACGAUGUAUAUCUACCAUUGCCACCUUUAUCUCCUCUACAAUUACCUAAGCCAAGAGUACUUACAAUCCAAAGACAGAAAGCUCCAAGAAAUGAUUUUGGCUUCAGCCUUCGAAGAGCUAUGAUCCAAGAGAGAAUUUUCAUUGGAGACGUUAAUGGCCAUGAUUCUGUCUUAGUGAAUGGUGACAACAAGUGUAAUAACCUAGGAACGAUCACAAAACUGAAUUACAAAGCUGUAAUUUUAGCAGAACCAGGUACUUAUCCAGGGGCCAGUGAGACUGGGCUUCUGCCUGGUGACAGGCUGAUAGAAGUAAAUGGUGUAAAUGUAGAAGAGAAAAACAGGGAAGAAGUAAUUGAUCUUAUUAAAGGGAGUCAGGAUUCUGUCACUAUAAAGGUGCAACCCAUAGCGGAACUCUGCGAGUUGUCGCGAAGGCGCGCAGCAGACGGUGGAGGAGACGUGGAUCUCUCAGAUAGCAACGUACGAGGCGGUACGCUUAGUAGAUCCGGCAGCAGAAGGUUCACUACAUCACAGCAAACGAGUGACCCUUGUCGUCUGUUCAACUACUGGCGGUUCUUCAAAAGUACUCCACUGCACCACUUCAACUUUGAAUGCGGCGUGAAAUUGUAG
Messenger RNA from Arctia plantaginis, 1617 nucleotides. The record is from the annotation of a GenBank genome assembly. Lineage: Eukaryota; Metazoa; Arthropoda; Insecta; Lepidoptera; Erebidae.